Molecule: messenger RNA, 2068 nt
Organism: Ectocarpus siliculosus
Lineage: Eukaryota; Phaeophyceae; Ectocarpales; Ectocarpaceae
Source: the annotation of a GenBank genome assembly
CUGACAGCAUCGGACUCAGCCAGAUGAACUCGUGGUGGGUGUAUGUCCUCUAUGCACUGGCCACAUGCGAAAGCCUCGCUAGGGCCUUUGUGUGUGUUGUGAGCCCAACUAGCGUCACGAAGGAGCACGUCUCUCGUGAUGGUUCCCAGUUGAUGUGUACAGCGAGGGGUGUGGACCAUCUAGAGAAGCAACGAAUACAGGCUGCUACCACUGCCGCUGGCGGGGGGUUAGUGAAGACUGCUUCCUUAGAGCGCGUGAUGGAAGGUCUUGGGGAAAACGAAAAGUAUAAUGCUGUGCUGCAAGGUGUGUCGAGUAUCGUGAUGGGCAAGAAGAAGGUCGGGGACGCCGCUCGGGGCGCGUUUGAGGAGGUAUUUCAACUCCUUGACGAAAUGCACGCCAACAGGAUCAAGUGCUCAAUACGGACCGCCUCGGCCGUGGUCGAUGCUGCCACGGCUACAACGGACAUCGGCAUUAUUACGAAAGUCUUCUCAAAAAUUCGACGAGCUGGGGUUGGGCAGAAGUUUUCCCGCGAUCUCGGGCGAUUGUCUCUCUUGCCGACGGAAGCUUCGAAGAAGGAGAAGGCUCUUCGGGGCCUUGUACCGGUGCCCGAUGACGACCGAGCCCAAGAAAUAGGAUAUGCCGCAUCUUUCAUGGUGCUGGUCGGCUCUGAUUUUUCCUGGGAAGGAAUUGGACAAGUGAUGCACUACGAUACUACCAUACCAACGGUGAUUGGCGCGGUAACUGCGGCUGCUGUGGGCAUCGAUGUAUGGAAGAGGUCCGGUUGCACCUCGAAGAUGGUUCUUAAUGGCAUGAACAGGCUCUUUCUGAAGGACGUCGAGCGCGAGAGCCGGGCAGAGGCCGGAGCCUUCUUGACAGCGUAUAUGACGGGUCUGCCAUGCUUCGCCUUCCAGCCCAGUGCGGUUGAGGCCCUCCGGAUGGCCGCCGAUCCCGACAUGAAGGAGACGUUUUUGAAUGGCAACGGCGUGCACCGCAUCCUGGUUUGGCUUCUGGCCGGGGUAGCGGGCGAAGGGCUGGUUCACCGACAAAUGAUUGCUAGCGAUCCUCGUCAAGCCUUCGCGUUUCUGCAGAUGGUCCGAAAUAGGGAGGAUGGAUUCGAACUGGACCCUGAAGACGAUUCUGAACGAGUACAGUGGGCUUUUAACGAGGCCAGAGCACUGCUCAAGGACAACGAGGGCGCAUUUGAGGCGUUGCGACGGAGACUAGAGGGUGGUGGAGCAACGGUUGGCGAUUGUGUGUCCAUCAUCGAGAGAAGGACAACCUGAACGUCCGUGUAUGUACAACGAAGAGUAUCCAGUGUCUCCACGGAAAAUACCAAACCCGGUGCAAAGUGUUGGAUGGACGGGUGCGGAAAAGCUCGUGUGGUUGCGUUUGAGACAAGAGCGGGAAGGGGCAGAUGACACCGUGCGUACUUGGUUUACUUGAAACUGUCCUGAUACCGGACUAGUCAGCAGACCCUGGGAAAGGCCAUGAGACCCCCUUUCCGUUUCGCCCAUGAAAUUUGGUCCUCUAACAGGCAUUGGGGGAGAGAGGGCAAGGGAAAGAAGUGCAGAUAGAGAGCGCAGGGCACUUGGAAAGCUCUGGGAGCUAACUGCCUUCUACGUCCACAAGGAGCUUGACAACGGUCCGCAACGCGGUGUUUGGACUCCCCUGGGUAUUUGAUGGGUUGACGGUUGGUGUUGUUGUCGCUCGCAGAGCUGCCUAGGCGUACAGCCACGGAUGUUUCACACCCUCCACCCUUCAAUGAACACAAAUCAAUGAUCGGUGAGCUAACACACUUUUGACCGGCUGCAGCCGGAAAUGGCAAUCCCGUCGGGAUCAUAAGUGCUGCUCAGAGAUUAGCAUACACCAACACAACCGCAGUUAUUCAUGGCCCUGGUAACAAUUGUUGCUCCUUGAGCGAGAUAAGUAGAUUGUUCAUGGUAUAGGGUGUUGGAGCAUGUGUGAUGUGGUGCAAGUGCUCUACAUACAGCAAGGCAUGCUUGGCAAACCAGCAGCAGUGUAAUGUUUUUCUACUCAGACCGAGGUGAAAAGAAUAACUUGCAGUUUG